AUGAGGUUAAUAUUAUUUCUUUUAGUAAUAUUAUUUAUUAAUAAUGUAUUAUCAGUAACACCCUCAUCAAAAGUAGAAGAGGACCCAAGAUAUAGAAUUGAAAGUGCACCAGAAUGGUAUUCAAUCUCUAGCGAUUAUAAAGUUACACCAGGUAAAAAUACAAACUCUCUUGGUUGGGGUUACUAUAAAGAUGAGGUUUCAAAAGACGGUUGGGGUAAACUAUACAUUGAAAUGAAUUCAAAUAGCAAUACAACACAAUCAUACUAUGGUGCAGGUUAUUUAGAAGGUUAUUUAACUUGGGGUAUCACAUGGAACUUUUCACAAAAUUACUUUAACACCUACUUUAAUUCAACUGAUCCAUCAUUAAUUCCAAAACCUUUAAUCGAAUUUUCAAAAGCCAAUUACCAAUAUAUGAAGAGCGAGUUCAAUCAACAAAACUCUUUAUUUAACCAACAAGUUAAUAAUGUUAUUGAACAAUUUGAAGGUUUAACACAAGGUUAUCAAGAUGCUGCUGAUUCUGAUAAGCAAUUAACAACCAUUCAAUUACUUUUAUUAAAUUAUAUUGGUGAUUUAGAAGAUGUUGCAGGUUAUUUAGAAUAUGAAAUGGCUCAAAAUAAAACUGAAUAUGUUUCAAAAGUUAAAUCCCAAAAAGAAAUUGAAAAUAUUUUAGCAACCAAAGGUAGAUGCAGUGCAUUAAUUAAAGUAACUUCAGAUUUUAGUGACUUAUUUUCAGCUCAUGUUACUUGGGGAAGCUAUUUCACAAUGUUACGUAUUUUCAAACGUGUUAUUAUUCCAGAUAGUUCAAAUCAAGCAACAGAACAACUUUUUAGCUCUUAUCCAGGUGUAUUAACUUCAGAUGAUGAUUUCUUUAUUUUAAAACCAUCAGAUUUAGUUGUUAUUGAAACUACAAAUGAUAUUUUAAAUAACACUUUAUAUCAAUAUGUUACACCAAAUUCAUUAUUAUAUUGGGUUCGUUCAAUAGUUGCCAAUCGUAUUUCAUCCAAUAGCCAAGAAUGGACCGAAAACUUUGUACAAUUUAACUCUGGUACUUAUAACAAUCAAUGGAUGAUUGUAGAUUAUAAGUUAUUUACACCUUAUCAACCACUCCAACCAAAUACUCUUUGGAUUGUUGAACAAUUACCAGGUGGUUAUUAUUCAGAAGAUGUUACCGAUAUAUUAGCACUUGGAUACUGGCCAUCAUACAACAGACCAUACUUCCCAAAAGUACAAGAAGCAAUGGGUUAUACUUAUUAUUCAAAUUUAUAUGGUGAUAUUCUUUCAUAUUCAUUAAAUCCACGUGCAAAGAUUUUCCGUAGAGAUCAAAACAAUGUUUAUUCAGUUGACGAUAUGCAAUCUAUUAUGAGAUAUAAUGAAUAUAAAAUCGAUCCAUUUAGUGAAGGUUAUCCAGGUAAUGCAAUUUCAUCUCGUUAUGAUCUCGGUGGUGGUCCAUCACAACCAGCUGGUUGGUUCUAUCAAGGUCCACACGGUGGUAUUGAUGCUAAAAUCACUUCAUCAUCAAUGGUUCAAAAUACUACAUGUACUGCAAUCUCUGGCCCAACUGUUACUUCAAGUUGCCCAGUAUUCAAUUGGACUGGUUUUGAAUCAGUUUUCCAUGUUGGUUUACCAAAUGUAUUUAAUUUCGAUUGGGUAACAAUGGAUAUCAAAAGUAAUUAA
This is a messenger RNA of Dictyostelium purpureum, 1674 nucleotides long. RefSeq lists its product as uncharacterized. Gene Ontology annotation, molecular function: glycerophospholipase activity. The transcript is spliced from 3 exons. Gene Ontology annotation, biological process: phospholipid catabolic process. Gene Ontology annotation, cellular component: extracellular region. NCBI's taxonomy places the organism in Eukaryota, Evosea, Eumycetozoa, Dictyosteliales, Dictyosteliaceae. The record is from RefSeq and is a predicted model, not a curated record. The coding region runs from base 1 to 1674 and encodes 557 amino acids.